Molecule: messenger RNA, 6231 nt
Organism: Tribolium castaneum (red flour beetle)
Lineage: Eukaryota; Metazoa; Arthropoda; Insecta; Coleoptera; Tenebrionidae
Exons: 7
Coding region: 854-5362 (1502 amino acids)
Biological process (GO): negative regulation of transcription by RNA polymerase II
Cellular component (GO): nucleus
Molecular function (GO): transcription corepressor activity; protein binding
Source: RefSeq, a predicted model, not a curated record
UCAAUUAUUUUGCAAAUUAGACAGUGUCUGUGUUUGGGAAAUGGUAUAAGUGUUGUCUCCCCGGCAUUUCCUCUUGGAGUCGGCCUCCUUGGUUGGCGUGAGCGCGGCAACAAAGUGGUUUUGGCUCGGAUCGGAGGAGGCGAGGAGCGUCGGUCGUCGGCCCCCACUCCUCGCCUGCUUGUUUUCCUCCGCGCGCGCCUCUCAUUCGAGGUCGAGCCGUGGUGGAAGCCGUUUCGCGUCGAAUUCUCGAGCCGCGCCUGUCUCAAGCCAGCAUUUCCUUCCUUUGGCGUUCUCUCCUCGCACCAGCCAUGGACCUCCGUCGGCCUAAAUCCCGCUUUUCCUGGUGCAAGUAGCGCGUUUUUCGCGAGUGUGCCGCCCUCUGGUGGCGUGGAGCGCCGUUGCCAACAUUAGGGUGUCUUAACCAGAUUCGAAUGUUGUUUACUCAACGAUAAACGUUCUGUGAUUGUGUGUGCGAGACUGCUAUUUUGGUUUCUUUGCUGCCACGUCGCUCCGUGGGCUAUUUCGGUCCUGUCGCUAUUUUUAAGUGCCAUUUUACACUCGAUUCUUUGUGAUCAAGUGCAUCGCAGUGUCAGUGCUUGCUUCACGGAUAACUUGGAUUACAGUGUCCUUUUUGGAUUACGUCUGGCUUUCUUAUUGAUCGGACGUUUUGACGCGCUUUUUUGGAUUGAAUGGAAGUGGCAGUACUUAAUUACAUCGUCCCAGUUUUUUAAAGGAUGCCGUCAAGCUUUGACAAAAUGCCGGCCCUGCGCUGGCUGCUUGUAACAGCAGGCUAACCCGGGACUCUUUUUUUCCUCUCAUAAGUUGGAAUCGCAGCAGGUGCAACCUGCAGGUCAUGGAUGUUACCUUCACAAACGUGUUGGAGGGGGCGCGUCAAUAUUUCCAGGGCCUGCCAACGGCCACGAGCUCCACGGCGGGCCCCACGUAUCCGAACCAGUCCGACAACCUCAUGCGUAAUGACACCGAACAGCAGCAGAACGAGAUGCCCCCAUCGACGGCGGCCUACUGGCCCCAGGAGCCCACUCGGGACCGGCCCCCUUCCAGGCCCUCCUACCACCAGGGGUCCUACCAGGAACAGCAGUACCACCAGUUCAACCGGCCGCAGUCGCGCGAAGCUCCAUCCAACCAGUACCACCAGUACCAGCGAACACCGGUGGUGACCACGCAAAACUACCACCAGUUGCAGAAUGUUGGGCAAGGGUACUACCAGCAACAGCCGCAACAACAAAGGACGUACUACCAAAUGCAAGCAAAGAGUCAGCAAAGUACGCAGCAAAACCCCUAUUAUAAGCACUUGUACGCGCAAAGUACCAAUCAGAUGCAGUAUGGUGGCGCUAAAGUCGAGAACAAGCAAGAACAAGUGGCCAAUCAGACGACGUCACAAGCGUACAGGACAACGCAUAACCUUCCACCAAUCGCGUCUUUAUCUUUGAUAAGUUACCAUUCCAGUAGGAGUAACAGAGAUGUGAUAAGAACGUCCAGUACCAAAACACGUACCUUGCCGACGAAUUCAAUGAAUCAAAUGCCCAAAAGUAGUACUUCCAACGUUCAGAGGUACCCGGAGGAGUACCGAACUCAAUACUCUAAUAAUCAAAACAGACUUCCCCAAAACUAUCAGUACGGUACCACCACCACCACCACCACCCAAAACUACACACAAGUGAUCAUGACAACUUCCAAUUACACGGCCCCGGUACCACCGACCCAGUCUUCCCAACAGUACUACCAACAACAAACUAACAAAAUUCCCAAUCAAAACAUCAACGGACGAGUGGUACCAGUCAUCAAACAAAAACGCGAAUCUCCACUUGACUUGUCCGUGAAAACGGUCCGAACCCCAGCCGACUCCACCCUUGACGAUGCCGACCAAGACCGAAAAUACUACAACCGGACAACCAGCCACAGUUACCCAACUUACGACGUUUACGCCAACUCAUUCCAAAGAAAUAUGACUUCACGAGCGCCCCAAAUGCCUGCCAGCGCCCCCAAAGUCGAAUUCCAUCCCAACUUUAACACCCAAAUGAACAACUAUCGACGAACUCCAACUACUAGUGCUAGUACUAACCGGUACCCCGUCGUGAACAACCCAUACGUCCAGGCCAAACUACCACGGGUUGACUUCCCACCGGCUGGGCAUGGCCACAAAACCGCAGCCCUGUACCCAGUAGCCACCCAUGACACCCAGAAGAAACGACCAGCGGACACAGCACCGUCCAUCAUACCCAACAAAAUGUCAAAAUUGGACACCUGGCGGCAAAGUAUCGACCAACAAAUCGAGCAAAGACUAUCGUCCUAUAAACAACAACAACAAGCCAAGAAGAUGGUCAAUGGGCAGGAACGGCCCAAGGAAGUGUACGGGUACCAGAACCAAAACCGGCAGUACCAGUACCCGAACCAGUACCAUAACCAGACUUACGUACCAUCGGCAAGCGCCCAUCAGUACCCGGGGUACCAGUACCCCACCCAACAACAAGUCUAUAACUUACCACAAAACAACCCAUCGGUGUCACAAGUUGUUAACAAAAAUCCUAAUCUAGGAGGCGCCGAUAAAAGGGUGCUGUCGCUACUCCGUAACAGUCUCGAGAUCAAAGGUGCCAAGAAACUCGAACAGGAACAAAUGAACCGGUCAUAUGACCAACUCCACAAGUCCCGAUUGGACGUCCAGCACCCCUCCACUGACGUCACGGCCCCCCUCCAACCCAAGCCCGGCUUCAUCAACCGCCACAACGUCUCCCCCUUCACCCCCACCAACCUCCCCGACAACAACAACACCAUGUACAAACUCCACAUCCCCAAAGCCAUCGACUCGGUGAAUUUCGAGCCGGAAACAGACAGUCAAGUCCUCAUCACCAACCAUGUCAACCCCAACGGUGACCUUGACGGCCUUGCAGCGCUCGUAGCGGCCCGCAUACGCACCAAAGCCGAACUCAAACAAGUCUCCAACAACCACCACCAACGCGACACAACCGGGACUCCCCCCAAACUCAACAAGGAGAAACAAGCAAUGGCGCCACGCCGCCGCCUAUUCAGUCGCAACGAGGACGAUGGCGGAACCAACGUCCCCCCGAGAGACAAGACUGGGCUGAGAAGUUCAUCGGAAACUUCAGUUUUUGAUUUCCCCGACACCGACUCCGAGGGGGAAAUGCCGGUGUUAGAACGCCAAACACUGGAGGACAUGAGACGCGACCGCCGAUCCUCAACGAAAACAACCGAACAGCCACGCCCUCUAACCCCCGACGAUGUUUUCACACAAGCUUGUGACAGCUUUCUCCAACAAUUGAAAAACGGAAGUGGGAAAAAACGUGGCCGGAGGAAAAAAAUCGAAGCUGAUGUUUUGGCUAAACUCGAGACUGUCGUCACGAAACCGACCAUCAAAAAAGAGGACGACGACGAUUCAGACGCACCUUUGAUCAAUUGCAAAAAACCCGACAAACAAUUGAGCGUGUCCUUGAACGACUUGACCCAGCUGAAAGCCAAGAAGGACGUCCCGAUUGUCCCACGACCGGCCAAGAAGCCACCCUUUGGGGACGGCUCCCACUUUUACCCCGGCUGGGAGGAGGAGGUCUACCGCUACAAGAAGUCGCUCCGGAUGCCCCCCAGUUUAAUCCACGUGACACGCCCCCCACAAUACCACCGCUUGUCCACCUCCCUGCCCGACUUGGACCCCAACUCCCCAAUCACCAAAAUCAAGAGCGAGAAUCUGGACAGCGACACGGAAUCCAACCACAGUUUCAAUCUCUUCAGCAGACACAACUACGACUCUGAAGGCAGUUCGUCCAUUAAGAGUUGUCCAAACACGGCCAAAGAAAGCAGCUCGAUUUUGGACAAGUUGUUGGAGCGUUGCGGCGGUCGCAAGAAGCGCAAACACAAACUGAAAGUUGCGCCAAAGGUGGAGCUUUUGGCGACGCCGGCUCGUGACCGCAAAACCACGCUUGAGAAUUUCAAAAACGUGUUUUUGGCGAGUUGCAAGAAGAGGAUCAAGCAGCGAGUGACGAUUAAGGAGGUGUUCGGGGAGGAUCGGCCGGCGUCGGCGCCGCCUGUCACCUGUGUUGACAAUAUUAAGAUCAAGGAGGAGCCCGAUGACAAGAAGGAGGAUUGCGAGUUUGGGGAUACGAGGCAAGUGCUCAAGAACAAGUUGCUGAGUCGGGGCCGCAAGGAGAGUCUGUUGAAGAGUCUGGUGGAUAAGAAGAUCAAGUCGGAGUUGUUGGAUGAGGAGGAGGAAGAGGAGGAGCUGGAUAGCAAGUCGGAGACGCCGUCGAUUGAUGGGGAUGAAGGGGGUUUGGGGGGGAAGAAACGUAACAAGUUUAGGAACAUUAGACGUAAAUUUAGUUCAGGGUUUGAUUAUAUACGUAAGAAGAAGAAGAGUGUGAAGAGGGAUCAGGAGAAUGAGAUUAAGCCCAAACGAAGAGGACAGUUUGCGGCGAAGGGGAGUCCAGGGUCGGUGCAAGAUAUACAGAAGGAGAUUAAGGGAUGGGUUUUGAACAAGGGGAUUGGGGAGACGAUACUGCACAGGGCGGCACGGCUGGGAUACACGGACAUUACCGCCUAUUGUCUCGAAAAAAUGGAAUAUUCGCCGUCGCCGAAAGACAACGCUGGCUACACGCCCUUGCACGAAGCGAGCACAAAGGGCCACUUGGACAUCGCCAAAAUGUUGCUUCUCUACGGCGCGAACGUGAGCGAAUCGGCCCGAGGUGGCAUCAGACCUUUGCACGAAGCCGUCGAAAACGGAUACGUGGAAAUCGUGCGCUUAUUACUAUCCUACGGAGCCGACCCCAAACUGGCCACUUACUCCGGCAUGACCCCCUUGGCCCUCGCCUCCGACGACACGACCACCAAACUCCUCCAAAGCCACAUCAACGACGUGGAGGGGGAGCCGGGCGCCCCUUGGGACUUUGCAGGACCGGCUUCUUGUUUCGACCCGAAAGAGAGCGGUUUCGACGUGCUGGAGGACGUGCCCGCCCCGGACAUCGUCUCCGAGGAGGAUGACCUGGAGUUCGAGGUUUCGGACGGGGUUUUGCCCAACUUGUACACGCUUCGGGGCGAGUCGGCCACCGACCGGUGGAUCCUCCUCCAGGACUUGUCCAGCUUAUUGAAGAUCAAAUCGCGGGACGCGUUGUUGAGACAGAUUUGUCCGUCGGGUUCGAGUGCCACGACGCACGUGAAUUACAAGAGUGUUUUGCGGGAACUGAAAAUGUCGGACUUUCUGGAGCAGGCCCACUGCUGCCAGUUCCUCAAUAUCGGGGAAAAGAUAAACACGCGCGCUUCGAAGAUCGCCUUGGUCAAGUAUACGGACAAAGUGAGGGAACUGUUGAACGUCGAAAGGGUUAUGAUUUCGGUCAGGUGACCUACGAAGCGGGACACCUAGACGUCUUUUCCGUGAUAUAUUCGAUUGUUUGUGAUUGAAAUUACCUGUUUGAUUUUUUUCGGUGUAAUAUUUUGGUGCUUUCUAGCCACUAAACGGUUUUUUAUUUGACCAUGUUUCAUGUUUUUAGUUUAGAUAUUUAUUAUAGAGAAUUUUAAAUAAAGGUUAGGUUACCAAUGCUUUUUUAGAUCAUUUUACAACUUAGGCUUAUUCGGUUUUCAAUAAACUAAUUGUAAUGAGAGUGUGCAAUUCUUUUGUAUCGUCGAGUAACUAGCUUUGAAUGUGUGAUCCUGUUGAAGAAAUAAAUUUGUAUACUAGAAAUUAUUUUAUACAGAAAUGAUACUCACAGUGAAUAGUAUUGUAAGAUAAUCGUUAUCGUUGAGCUCAGGGAGAUGUACUCUCUUUCAGAGUACCAUAAACAAAUCUACUGUCUAACUAUAAAUAUUUGUAUAAAUGUAUACUCAGCUAGGAUACAGCGUGUACAUAUUUUCUUGGACAUCUUUAUGUAUUUUUGUUAUAUAAGGUGAUAGCUUUUCAUUUUCUAUGUAAUAGACGAUGUUAUGUCAUGUGACUUAUAUGUGUGCUUGCUUACCUAAAGCAACUCCACUCGUUUUUUUUUCGGCUUUUAAUAGUUGGGUAGUUGUACUGUACAGUAAAGAGUUAUCUGUGAUGCGCAUCGGUGGCAAAGUGCAAUGCUUUUUUUGCAUAUGUAUUAAAAACAUAUUGUGAUUUUGCCAAUUUGUCCUAUCCGUGUGAGUUAGAAAAGUAUUUUUAAUUUAUAAAUCUUUUUUCACAUUUUUUAUGUUUUCUGUUCGAAAAACAUGUGAAAUAUUAAUAAACCAUAUAUCGAA